AAAACGAAGUCAAGAGAAACGCCAAACAUACUGAAACACAAACUGCAAAAAACAACUUACCGGUUCUACUGUCACGUCACAAAAAUGUCAAAAUUGAUGACGAACCACAAAACAUAAGUUCAUAUAAAAUAAAGUCGCAGAAGUUUACUAUUCAUAGUUACACUGCUGAUUUCACAACGAAAUAUACCAAAAAUAUUGAAUAACAAGAUGCGUGCAUUUAUCGUAUUGUGUUUAGUUGCCACGGCUUGUGCCGGCCAUUCGGGUUACAACUAUCAACCAUCUACAGGUUUUGAUGGAACAUCUUUUGGGGUCUUCAGUUCUCCCUCAUAUGGUGCAGCAUCUCUGACUGGUCCUUCUGAUUUUGGUGCCUUCAGUGUUCCAUCGUAUGGUGCAGCAUCUCUGGCCGGACCUUCUGACUUUGGUGGCCUUAGUUCUCCGGCAUAUAGUGCACAACCAUUGACAGCUCCACCUGCCGUCGAAUUGACCAAAGAAUUCUUUACAUUCUCUGCUCCAGAAGAUGACUUCGUUGAUCCCAAUGCUGUUCAACAAGCUGCUGGUGCCUUGAAGAAAUCAGUUCGCGUCAUCUUCAUUAAGGGUCCUGAAAAUCGCGGUUUGGAAGAUGCUGCCUUGGCUUUGGCCAAACAAGCUGGCCAACAGCAAACGGCCAUUUAUGUUCUCAACAAACAAACGGACCUCAACGAUUUGGCCAACAAACUUAACAAUCUCGGCGCCAACAACAACCCAAGACCCGAAGUUCACUUUGUCAAAUACCGUACUCCAGAAGAUGCUGCCAAUGCUCAAUAUGCCAUCCAAAGCCAAUACGAUUCCUUGGGUGGAAACUCUCACAAUAUCAACGGCGGUAUUGCUCCAGUCAUUAAUUUUGCAUCUCAAUCUCCAGUAUCACCUGCUGGUAGUGUGAGUGUUCCACAAAAUUCUUACUUGCCAUCAUCCAUUUUCCGUAGGCGUUACUAGACGACGUCACAACGAACUUAAUUAAUAUGA
Molecule: messenger RNA, 1002 nt
Organism: Musca domestica (house fly)
Lineage: Eukaryota; Metazoa; Arthropoda; Insecta; Diptera; Muscidae
Exons: 2
Coding region: 208-972 (254 amino acids)
Source: RefSeq, a predicted model, not a curated record